GCGGAAUAGAGGGAGGUUUGCAGUUGUUCUGACAACUCAAAUGACGAGAAAUCUUUUGUGACAGAAGAGCUGUCUGUCGUUGGAUCUCCCGCUGUUGAUUUUUUCACAUCACAAAAGAGCAGAGCAGACUUUGUGUCUGCCGACUGGACAAAGCGAGCAAAAGCAGGUUGAGGGCGGGCGAGCCGAAAGAACUGAGUCAGAAGUACGCCAGAAAGGCAAAUUGUCGUCGAUCGAGCUCCAAAAGGGUGAGUAGAAGCGGAACGACAACAGUGACGUCACAGGACAGGUCGGCGCUCCUUUGCUCGGCGGCUUCACGCGAUCCGACCUCCGCUUCCGACGCUAUGCAGCGUGCAGUUUUGGCGGUGGCGGCGCUGUUAUGCGGAGCGGUCCCGGCCCGGCCUUCGCCGCGUGGCGCUUAUGGGGACCGGGCCACUUUGGACCCCGAAGUCCACAUGAACAUUAGCGAGAUCAUCCGACAUUGGGGAUAUCCCGCCGAGGAGCACCAGGUGGUGACGGAGGACGGCUACAUCCUGACGCUCAACAGGAUCCCGACGGGACGGCGCUCCGGACAAAGUCCGACGGGCGCAGUCUUCCUGCAGCACGGCCUGCUGGCGGCCGGCAGCAACUGGGUGACCAACCCGCCGGCGUCGGGCCUGGGCUUCGCGUUGGCCGACGCCGGCUACGACGUCUGGUUGGGAAACAGCCGCGGCAACACCUGGUCGCGGAAACACCGCACCCUGACGCCCCGACAAGAGGAAUUCUGGAGCUUCAGCCACGACGAAAUGGCGCUUUUGGAUCUUCCGGCCGUGGUGGACUACAUCCUGAAAGCCACGGGUCAAGAAGGCAUCUUUUACAUCGGACACUCGCAGGGGACCACCAUCGGCUUCGUGGCGUUCUCCCAGCUUCCCCGAUUGGCCGCCAAGAUCAAGUUGUUUGUGGCCUUGGCUCCGGUGGCCACCGUGUCCUUCGCCAGAAGCCCCAUGAGCAAACUGGCCGUCCUGCCCGAAUUCCUGUUUUGGGACCUGUUCGGGAGGCGGGACUUCCUGCCGCAGAGUCACAUGAUCGAGUGGUUCGCCGAGCACGUGUGCGACAGACGACCGCUGGACCAUUUGUGCGCAAAUAUUUUCUUCGUCCUGUGCGGCUUCGACGAGCUCAACCUCAACGCGUCGCGCACGGCCGUCUACACCACGCACUGUCCCGCCGGAACGUCCGUCCAGAACAUGCUUCACUGGGCGCAGGCGGUCACCGGAGGUCAUCUGUCGGCGUUUGAUUUUGGGACGGCGGGCAACGUCAAGCAUUACAACCAGACGACGCCCCCGCGUUACAACGUGGGAGACGUCCGGGUGCCCACGGCGAUCUUCUCGGGGGGACGCGACACGCUGGCCGACCCCAAAGACGUGGCGCUGCUCCUCAUGCAGUUGCCCAACGUGGUCUUCCGUCAAGAAAUCCCCCACUGGGAUCACUUGGACUUCAUUUGGGGCCUGGACGCCCCCAAGCUGAUGUUCCCCACCAUCCUGAAGCUGAUGCAGCAGUACCGCUAGAGGUCGACCCUCUGCUGGAAAUGUGGAGGAGCCAAAGAACCAAAGACGAGCCCAAUCAAGUCCAGAUUAAAUAUCGAAGAAUCAUUCGAUGUAAUAGUCCGAAAGUUGUAAUAUUACCAGAGUAAAAACAAGGCAUACGUUGUCAUAUAAUGAGGAAAAAUCUUGUCCUUUUUCCGCUAAUAAUGUUACGACUUUGUUCUCGCAGUCUUUCUUUUUUUGCCCCUAAAUUGUAGCAUCAUCAUGCACACCAAGCCUUCUCGGGUGACAUCGUGAUGGGCUGCUCCAUUAAACACAUUUAAAAAGGC
This is a messenger RNA of Corythoichthys intestinalis (scribbled pipefish), 1846 nucleotides long. It is a transcript of the gene lipf, whose product is annotated as lipase, gastric. The coding region runs from base 342 to 1541 and encodes 399 amino acids. The transcript is spliced from 12 exons. The record is from RefSeq and is a predicted model, not a curated record. Gene Ontology annotation, molecular function: hydrolase activity, acting on ester bonds. NCBI's taxonomy places the organism in Eukaryota, Metazoa, Chordata, Actinopteri, Syngnathiformes, Syngnathidae.